Messenger RNA from Callorhinchus milii (elephant shark), 2887 nucleotides. RefSeq names its product UDP-Gal:betaGlcNAc beta 1,4- galactosyltransferase, polypeptide 4 (gene b4galt4). The transcript has 7 exons. Gene Ontology annotation, molecular function: glycosyltransferase activity. Bases 342 to 1388 code for a protein of 348 amino acids. The record is from RefSeq and is a predicted model, not a curated record. NCBI's taxonomy places the organism in Eukaryota, Metazoa, Chordata, Chondrichthyes, Chimaeriformes, Callorhinchidae. Gene Ontology annotation, biological process: carbohydrate metabolic process.
UCUCAAUGUUACUGUUACUCUCAGUGUUACUCUCAGUGUUACUGUCUGUUACUCGGUGUAUGUUGGCAGUCAGUGGGAGCGCUGGCCGCUGACUCUCUGCCAGACCCCGGGGUCUGGGACAGGUCUGAGCCGAUCCCGCCUUCGCGCCUGUCGAGGGAGGCGAGAGGUUGAAUCCUUGGACUGUAAGAAAUCAAAUGUUAUAUUUAAUAUAGCUUACUUGAGGAGACAUGUGUGGACAUACUUGUUGUAAAAUGUUCAUGAUGCUCUACUGCCAAAAGUCAUUGCAUUGCUUCCACAUGUCCCUUUAAUAUUUUUGAACUUGAUAUUGCACCUAUAUUAUUAUGGGUUUCAAUUGGCUAAUUUCCAACUUUCCUCACAAAUUGAGACUCUUGAUACUUAUUGUUAGUUUUACCUCUGUUAUUACCUGGAUAGUAACCCAUAAUAACCAUGCGAUUGUAUGGCAUGCUAACACACGAUUCACAGAAAGGUUGUGGAAAGUACUAGAACUAUCUAAUGACCUGGAGGUCAGGACAAUUUCACAUAAUGCAUUGAAAAUGACUACAGAUCCAAGUGCUCGUUUGUGCCCCUUUCUAUCACCAUACCUACGUGGUAGAAUUCUAUUGAAAUUUGAUGAAAAACUCACAUUGGAACAGGUUCAGGCAAAAAAUCCAGAUGUAAUGGGAGGACAGUACAGACCACAGGAGUGCUUACCGUUGCAACGUGUUGCCAUUGUGAUUCCAUACCGCAACCGAGAAAAACAUCUUCUGUACUUAAUGGAGCAUCUGCAUCCGUUUCUGCAACGGCAGCUUCUGGAUUAUGGAAUAUAUGUCAUUAAUCAGGCUGGUAAUCGUGUAUUUAAUCGAGCAAAGUUAUUGAAUGUGGGCUUCCUGGAAGCACUGAAGGAAUACAAUUGGGACUGCUUCAUUUUCCAUGACGUUGACCUUGUUCCAGAGAAUGAUUUCAAUUUAUAUCUCUGUGACCAUGAACCUAAACACCUUGUAGUGGGGCGGAAUUCUACAGGAUACAGGUUGCGGUAUAAGGGUUAUUUCGGUGGAGCAACAGCUAUGACCACAGAGCAGUUUAAAAAGGUCAAUGGAUUUUCGAAUGAGUAUUGGGGCUGGGGUGGAGAGGACGAUGAUCUUCGCAAAAGAGUCGAGAUACAAAAAAUGAAAAUCGUACGUCCAUCUCUUGAGAUUGCAAAAUAUAUAAUGACUUUCCACAAGAGGGAUCAAGGAAAUGAAGUCAAUCGUGAUAGGAUGAAAUUACUGACAAAAGUUUCACAAGUGUGGAGUAAAGAUGGCUUGAACUCCUGCAUCUACAAUGUGAAGUCACGAGAACAUAGACCAUUAUACAUUAAUAUCACGGUGGACAUUGGUGGUCCUGAUUAGAACUCUGCCUGGAUUCCUACAGCUAGUUUCAGUUAGCCACUCCUACAUCUAUUUCUCUGAGCUACUCCUAAGACAAUUACAAGAUAAACUGGAAAAACCCUAUACAAUGUGCACAGUUAUUAUAUUACCUGGAUAGAAAUAAGAGUGAGCCUUGUGCAUUGAAACUGAACAACCUUUACAUUCUAGGCCAAUUUUAGUGGUCUCUAUUUUAGUACUAAAUAUUGAAAAAAUGCACAUGAAGUAACGAUCAUCUGGUAAAUCUAAAAGUAUUAUUUGGUAUUCGGUCUCCCUGGAGACAUAGUACUGUGUUCCUUUCUCAUCCCUUGAACAAUAUUUGUAUUGCUGGCAUUGCACUCUUGAGGUGAUUUUCUUUUUGGGUUCUAAACUAUAAAUCACCAUUUUGUUCCUGAUUUAUGGAACCGCAUAAAACUUUGGGCAUUAAAAGGGCGCGUCACAAAGGAUAAGUAAUGGAGUUCUGAUAAUUAAUUAUUGCUUUCUUCAAGCAACUGCAGUGGAUGGUUUCCAACUCUCUUUUAAGGUUAUUUCAAUCAAGGACAUUAUUCAUCCCUUCCACCUGUUUUCUAUAUCUAGAAUCUUUCCGGGCUUCUGCCUUUGUAAAGAACAUUGUGUACAGUUCCUAGUACAGUUGCCAAGCACCGCAGGUUGUAAAAUUUGCCAGAUUCUCACCAAGGAGAUUUGAAAUUCCUGCAUUUUCAAUGUUCACCUCAAUGCCUCACUGCAGGAAUGUGGGCUGUCGAAGUGCACCUAGGCAGGAGGAUGGGAUUGCACAUUAAGGAAACCGGGAAGGAAGUCUUAUGGAAUCUCUUAAGGCUCCCUGUUCCCAGCAUGCACUACAUGCAUGUGCAAAGGACUGCACAUGCUUCAACCAAAUAUUCUGCCGUUUUGCCUGUGAAAAGAAUAAUCUCAAUUUUUGUGGCAUUUAAUACUUUGGUUCAUGAAAUGUGUAUGUUCAUAGUGGACUAUCCAGAAAUGUAAUGGAAUAAAUAGAAAAUUAUUUUAGAAAAAACUUUUUAUGAUAAUAGUAAACCUCCCAGCUUUGUCCUACUGGGUGGAAUUUAUACAAAGCCUGUAUUAUUUAUCUACAACUGAGGCUUUGGAGCCAAGGUAAUUGAAGUGAGUAUGAUGAAAUAACUUGCAUAGCAAGGAUGAUUUAAAAACUGAAUUUAAGUGGGGAAUUGGGGCAAAUUAUUACAAUGGCUAUUGAUGCCUAUAAUUGCUUUAAUUAUGUUAAUAGAUGAUUUGGUGUCCAUAUUGUGGUUGCUUUACUAUAUCUCAAGCGAACUUGCUACAACGGACUUUUUAUGAAAUGAUUAAUUUGAUGUGAGCCAACCUAAUCAAUGAUUCUGACUGCUGGUGAUGGUGUACGAGUGACAUGUAAUGCCUGCAGUACUUAUGGAAAUGUGAGAUGUUUCCAAGCUUAACUUUUUCAGACAUUUACAAUGUACUAUAAUUAUAUUUUAAUAAAUUAUUGGACUGUU